CAACACACCCAUCGAUCUUCUCCCCCCAGCCCAAUAUUCUAAUCAUUCGACGCCAUGACUCUCACCGGAAGCUGUCUCUGCGGCAAUAUCACCUACACCGCUGAAACCGAUGAGUACCUGAAAGCGCUCUGCCACUGCACUGACUGCCAAAAGUGGACCGGCGGCGCCUUCACCUCCAACGCAGUCGUUCCCCGCCAGAGUUUCAAAAUCAACAAAGGAACACCCUCCUCCUAUGACGUUGUCGGGGCCAGCGGCAAGAUCAACAAGCACUUCUUCUGUCCGACCUGUGGAUCCAGCUUGUACACUGAGCUCGAACUCAUGGCCGAUAAGACCGUGAUCAAGGCGGGUACUCUGGACAACGGCGACACCAACCUGGGUGGGAAGGUGGAUAUCGAGUUCUACGUCAAGGACCGGCCGUCGUAUUUGGCUGCUGUCGAGGGCGCCAAGCAGGAGCCGCGCUUUGGUUAAGGGGUCGGUGAAUUCGAUUUGUUGAUAAUAUAACAAGUUUUGAAACUAUCAGAAUGAAUGCUCAUGACGUCC
Molecule: messenger RNA, 540 nt
Organism: Aspergillus brunneoviolaceus CBS 621.78
Lineage: Eukaryota; Fungi; Ascomycota; Eurotiomycetes; Eurotiales; Aspergillaceae
Product: GFA family protein
Exons: 4
Coding region: 55-468 (137 amino acids)
Molecular function (GO): carbon-sulfur lyase activity
Source: RefSeq, a predicted model, not a curated record